Messenger RNA from Andrographis paniculata, 2129 nucleotides. RefSeq lists its product as uncharacterized. Gene Ontology annotation, cellular component: nucleus. NCBI's taxonomy places the organism in Eukaryota, Viridiplantae, Streptophyta, Magnoliopsida, Lamiales, Acanthaceae. The record is from RefSeq and is a predicted model, not a curated record. The transcript is spliced from 13 exons. Gene Ontology annotation, biological process: mRNA processing. Gene Ontology annotation, molecular function: RNA binding. Bases 175 to 1869 code for a protein of 564 amino acids.
ACUACAACACAACGCCCACCCAUUAUCCGCCAAUUCAUCGCUCGGACGGAAUUCGCCCCCCCGUCUCCCAAAACCCUAAUCGAAUCCCCGUAUCCACCCACUGACUAGGGUUUCCCAUAAACUGAAGUUACAUUACUUUGUCUCGUGGAUUGUCUAAUCGAGGUUGGCAUUGCCAUGGAUUUCGAUGAGUACGACUACUUGGAGAAGGCCGUGGAGGAAACCAUCGCCCCCUCCAAGAAGGAAACUCCCGACAAGGAGAGGAGCGACAAGGGAGGCUACAGAAGAAAGGAAAGGAGCGUAGACGAUGACUUUGAUGAGGAGGAAAAGGAUACCAAAAGCAGCCGCAAGAAAUCUCGAAGUGAGGAGAGCGGACGCGACAGAGAGAAAGAUCGGGAUCGGGAUAGGGAUAGGGAUGUGGAGAGGGAGAGGAGCUCAAGGCACCGGAGUCGAGAGAGAGACUCUGAAAGCGCGAGGCGGAGCUCGAGGGAGAAAGACAAGGAGAGAGACAGGGAUAAGGAGAAAGAUAGAGAGAGAAGAGAUAGGGAUCGGGAUAGGGAUAGAGAGAAAGAGAGAAGAGAGAGGGAGAGAGAAAAGGAGCGAGAGCGGGAGCGGGCGAGGAGGAGCCGGAGUCGCUCGAGGCUGGAGCACGAAAAAGAGAGGGAGCUGUUGAAGGAAAGGGAGCGGGAUGAAAGCAGGAGGUUCAAGGAUAAAAAGGAAGUCGUGGAGCCUGAAGCUGAUCCAGAAAGGGAUCAGAGAACUGUUUUUGCAUAUCAGAUGCCACUUAAGGCUACAGAGAGAGAUGUUUUUGAAUUCUUUUCACAAGCGGGAAAGGUAAGGGAUGUAAAACUAAUAAUGGAUAGGAACUCAAGGCGUUCAAAAGGAGUUGGGUACAUUGAGUUUUAUGAUGCUAUGUCUGUCCCAAUGGCUAUAGCACUGUCUGGUCACCUAUUUCUUGGACAACCAAUAAUGGUAAAACCUUCAGAGGCAGAAAAGAAUCUUGUUCAAUCAAAUACUACUACUGGUGGUUCUGGAGUCGCUGGACCUUAUGGUGUAACGGAUAGGAAGCUAUAUGUUGGCAAUCUACAUUUCAACAUGACAGAAUUUCAACUUAAACAGAUUUUUGAAGCAUUUGGUCCUGUUGAGCUUGUGCAACUUCCAACUGAUCCAGAGACCGGACAUUGCAAGGGUUUUGGGUUUGUUCAGUUUGCACAGCUUGAACAUGCAAAAGCAGCCCAAAGUUUGAAUGGCAAACUGGAGAUUGCUGGGCGGACCAUUAAGGUUUCUUCUGUUACUGAUCAUGUUGGAGUACAAGAUACUGGCACCAAAACAGCUGAUUUUGAUGAUGAUGAUGGUGGAGGUUUGGCUUUAAAUGCUCAGUCUAGAGCAAUGCUUAUGGCAAAGCUUGAUCGCAGUGGCAUAGCUUCGAGUGUUGUGGGUUCUUUGGGAGUACCUGCACUGAAUGGAUCAGCUUCAUCACAGCAGAAUAUCACCAUGCCUAUCAACCCAGCAACAGUCCUUCCAAGCCCAGUUCUCCCCGCGCAAGCUGUCUAUAUGGUUCCAGAACCUAUUGGUACCCCCAGCGAGUGUUUGCUGUUGAAAAAUAUGUUUGAUCCAGCCACUGAGACGGAUCCUGAGUUUGAUCUAGAUAUUAGAGAUGAUGUACAAGAAGAAUGUUCCAAGUAUGGCCGAGUGAGGCACAUCCAUGUUGACAAGAAUAGUGCUGGCUAUGUUUAUUUGAGGUUUGAAAGUGUGGAAGCAGCAUCACGCUCUCAGCAAGCUAUGCAUAAGAGAUGGUUUGCUCGUAGAUUGAUCUCAGCAAUAUUCUUGCAACCUUACGAAUAUGAUGCCAAGUUCAAGGGAACCGCCUAAAUAUUGGGAUGUCAGACUGUGGGGGGCGCCUUGGGUGUAUGUUGUCAGAAAGUGGUAGCUUCUUGAGUUUUGGCCGUGGUCCCUGUCACUUGAACUAGCAUCUCUAACAACCUGCCUGAAUCGAUAGAUUGUAUCAUCAGUAAAUAUAUUGACUUCCGGUUCCUGUUCCUUCUCAUGUUGUCUUUCUAAACUGUGCUAUUACGAAGUGCGUCCAUUGGUGUUCAUUCAAAGUUUUCUAUGAAAAGAUGAUAUUGAUAUUA